Messenger RNA from Pelodiscus sinensis (Chinese soft-shelled turtle), 3356 nucleotides. It is a transcript of the gene VGLL1, whose product is annotated as vestigial like family member 1. NCBI's taxonomy places the organism in Eukaryota, Metazoa, Chordata, Testudines, Trionychidae. Gene Ontology annotation, biological process: regulation of DNA-templated transcription. The record is from RefSeq and is a predicted model, not a curated record. Gene Ontology annotation, cellular component: nucleus.
UGGCAUGGGCUGUAGAAGUCAGAGAUUAAAGGGUCAAAGCACAUGGGGCAUACGGGUAGGCGUCAAAGGGUGUUAGGCACUCGGGGCUGGGUGGACAGGAAACAUUUUAUUUAAUGAAUAUGCAAAUUAAAUGUUGCUGGUUUGCCAAAGGUUAGUGAAUGGGUUUGCUGGUCUAUGGCAUAAAAAAGGUUGGUAACCACUUUUGUAAAAGAUUCUAAAAAUGUACAGUCAGACUAAAACCAAAUUGCAUUCCACUUGGUCGUACUGCAGUUUCUGUUGGGUAGCUCAUAUCAAGAUAUAAGGGUAGAAAAGUGCUUAGCACAAAGUAACUUAACUACUGUAUUCUGUUGAACAGAUGCUUUCUGUUGUACCCAAAUACAUGGAUAUAGCCACUAUUUCAGAGGGACCGGAAAGCAGAGGGAUGUAAGGUGGGGUAGGAGAAAUGGAAAAUAGACAUUGGGAGGUGGCAGGUAAGCAACCAUUCCUUGUCAGUGGAGGUAAUGACUUCAGGAAUGUCUGACCUUUUGUAGGAAGGUAACAUUUUUGGCCCUGGUCAUGUACCCAGUGAUUCAUUGCCAUGUGUCUUUUUACUAGGAACUUUGUUCUUAAAUGUGCACAUUGUCUGCUUGAUUGUGUACACAGUGUCGUCAAAAUCCAAUUUUUAAAAGCCUAUUUUCCUCAUUCCUGAAGCCUCUUAACUUGGUGGACUUGUUGGAGUGCAUUUCACACAUACUUAGUGGCAAGCUUGAUGGAAACGCCUAGUUCAGUCACAGCUAGAGGGGCAGAAAGCAGGUAGGGCAAUCAUGUGCACUCCCUGCAUUCUCCAGCAAAGUACAUACGUCCAUGCUGGGAAAGGAUCAGACUCCUCUGUAUACUGCAGCAUGACUCUUCAGUGUGUCCAGAGUCUCCCAGGGUGUCUCAAUUGAAGGCAGUAAAAAUAAGGCACUGUUAGUCACUGAAGAUGGAAGCAGAAAGGAAAAACGCUCCAAUACUGAGUAAAAGCAAACCGCCUGUGAAAACAGAGUGGGGGUCUCAGAGUGUUGUGUUCACUUACUUUCAAGGGGACAUGAACAGUGUGAUAGAUGAGCACUUUUCUAGAGCGUUAAGCAAUGCCAAGAACCCGCAAGAUCUGAGCACAAAGCACAAGAGUGAGGAUGUUAACCUGAAGAAUGAUGGCCACAUGUCUCCGCAUCAGUGGAAUUUCUCUUCUCACUGGAUCAAGUCUUAUCAAUCAUCUCCUGCUACAAACACAUCACAUUCUGAUCUGCAUUUGUUGGCUGCUGCCAAUGAUCUCCAACAGGCAUCCGUUCUGCGACAUUGUCCUAUUCAGCCUGCAGAUUUGUGGCCCUUCCCUUCGAUAAAUCAUCCAAGUCUUAUUGGUUCAGGAGAUUCUCGCUCCUUACCUGACCCUCACAUGGUUCAGGGACCGAUGUCUGAUGGGAAAUACGGUUCUCUUCUGGAUCUUCUGCAACAGGACAGGUGCCCAGCAUCUAACCAGGAAUCUAUCGUGAAACAAAGUUCUAGCUCAGCCUGUUUUACUGGACCAGCUAGGUCACAAAAUGAGUGUCAAAGUUCAACUCCCAGGGGAGGUAUCCAGCCUCACGACAGAAGACAAGACUUAUACUUUUAGCCAAUGGACGGUUCUGCUUUAUUCCUGGAGAGCUCUGUGAACUUUUCUAAUGUGCAGUUGUGAAGCAGGAGGAAAUAGACCAGAGCCAUUCAGUGUGUUGGCAGCAGCCAGUUGCAUGACUACACAUAAUAGGCCAUCUUGUAAAUAAGAAUGGUUCACUUCUAAGUAAAGAACUGCCAGCCUCUGGGACCCUAUAUAAUAGUUAAACACAUUUCAUUUGUACAAGGGAAACAAGUGAAGUCUUCCCCUUGGGCUCUCUAAGGACUCCUACCACUUUUAAAUCCCCCACACUCAUUUGUUUAUCAUUCUUUGGGAAGAAUUACCAUUAGGGGAAGCAUGCAGUGCUACAAGCUUUCAUGUCCUCACAAGGGCAAGUCAGUUCCCUGCCUUGGCAGCUGGAUUUGAAGUUGUUUAAAAUAGUUCCCAGGGAGUCUGUUCACAAGGGGUUAAACAUGAGGAACCAACCACCAUGACCAAGUUCAUUUCUUUCUCUUCCCCUCCCCCCUUUGCCUUGAGAGAUUUGGAAAAGUGAAGGAUCGGAUACUUGAAUUCAUACUUUCAGUUCCCAUUGACAUCCAGAGUCACUGGGGGUGGGGGGGGAAAUCACAUACAGUGUCAAGUCCCCUUCCCCCAAAUUUACUGCCUAGUUUGUAUUGAGCAAGAACACAGACUGAACAUGCUCAGUAACCCCACUGAAGCCAACUGCCCUCACUCUGCCCCCCCCUCCUAUCAAUAGGGACAGGCCAUUGCUGAGCCUAUAUAUGUCCCUUAGGGAUUCAUUCUGUUCUCAGAUAUGCACGUGUGGCUCCUGUGGACUUCAGGGAAGUAGCAUUGGUGAAUCUAGUAGGGAAUGUGAGUUUUAUUGGGUGAGAUGGAAGUGCCCCGUAGCAACAGAAGUUAGAGCUGGGGGUGGCCCCUUAAGUCAAUGUCUCAGUGCUCCUGCUGGUACUGACUUUUACCCUCCUGAGCUUUAUGUGAUUUAAUGUUAAAGCAACUUAAGUAAUGUGACUUCUGAGUAAUCACUGCAGGUCCGAUGGCAACACGAGGCAAUCUGCUGACCUAGGAGGAAUCUUUUCUCAAGCAUGAAUUCUCCCCUCCCCCAGCCUACCACCCCACUCCCAUGUGCUGCCUGUUGGUAUGACACACUUCACUCUGAACUUUCAUACGGAUUGGCUUUAGCGUGCAACUCGGGUGUGAUUAUCACAUGGAAAAAUCUCACUGGAUCAGUAUACAACUUCAUCUAGGUAAUGUGACAGGGUCAGGCGAGAUGUGGCAGGAGAGUAAUCGAAGGCAAGUGCAUUAGCCCCAGAUUAAAUAGGUCUCCUUUCCCCGGGUAAGGUAAAAAGGGCUAAUCCAGAACAGUCAGGAACUUGCCAGAAUCAAUUAAGGCAGACAGGUCAAUUGAGACAAUCAAUUAGUACAGAAAGGUUAAUUAAAAGACCUGGAGUCAAUUAGGACACUUCCAGAAUCAAGGAAGACAGACUAAUCAAGACACCUGGAGCCAGUGAAGAACCAGCCCAUACUGGUUAAAAAAGCUCCCCUUCUGUAAGCUGACUGCAUGUAAGGAGCUGGUUAGGGAAGGUCAAGUGCUAGCAGGUACCUAGAAGAAGAGCCUGUGGUAAGGAAGAUGCUAGGGAGUUGCUGUGGAAAAAUGGCCCAGGGAGUUGUAGCUGUCAUGCAACUUGUGCUGGGGGCAUUGCAGGAUCCCUGAGCUGGAACCUAGAGU